This is a messenger RNA of Danio aesculapii, 1812 nucleotides long. RefSeq names its product polymeric immunoglobulin receptor-like. NCBI's taxonomy places the organism in Eukaryota, Metazoa, Chordata, Actinopteri, Cypriniformes, Danionidae. The coding region runs from base 82 to 1326 and encodes 414 amino acids. The transcript has 6 exons. The record is from RefSeq and is a predicted model, not a curated record.
CUAGAUGAUGGAGGAGUUUAUUUAUGUGGUGUUGCAAUCAGCAGAUACUCGUCUAUUAUUAGUACUGUUCAUCUGCACAUUAUGGCUAAAUCGGCCAUGUCUAUAGUCAGCAGCUACCCAGGAGCUGCUCUGAUGAUCAAGUGUGAGCAUCCUCAACACAAAACCAAGACAAAGUACAUCUGUAAAGAAACAUCAGCUGGAUGUUCAGGAGGUCAGGAGGAAUGGAUGAAGAAUGGAGAUGUUUCUGUAGAUGACGACACCAGAGCAAGAGUCUUGAUGGUGUUUUUUAGAGAGCUGAAAGCUGCAGAUGCAGGAACAUACAGGUGUGGAGGGAAGGACUCUGAAUAUACUGAGAGAUUCACUCAACUUCAGCUCAACAUCAGACAUGUGAAGAUGAGCUGUCAGAUCCCAGAAGAACAGAAAGUUUAUUUCUGCAAAGAGGAUAAUUAUAAGAGCUGCCAGACAACAAGAGCAUCUGAAGAGCCCCAAAAGACUCCUGCAGAAUCUGUGGGAAAUGAAGAGAGAGUUUUUACAGUGAGAAUCAGUAAUGUGAGUGUCAGAGAUGCUGGAGUUUACUGGUGUGGAGCAGAAACCAGAGACACACAUCUGACCUUCAUCUCCCUGACCACUAAAAUCCAGCUCAGCGUCAUCAUGUCUCCAGUAGUGAGACGUGAAGGAGAAUCUGCUCAGAUCUUCUGCCCUUAUGAUUCAAUCUAUCAAUCAAAGUCAAAGUCUCUCUGUAAGGGGAAGUGCUCCACUAGAGACACACAUCCUCUGGAUGAGACUGUGAGAGAAGAGAAAGAGAGACUGACUCUGCAUGAAGACGUCACAGCAAGUGUCUUCACUGGGACCAUCACUGGACUGACAGCAGAGGAUGCUGGGAAAUACUGGUGCGCAGUGACAUUAGACAGAGAGCUGAAUUAUCUUUACACUCAUCUGAUGGUCAUCAUCAAGCAGGAGCUGAGCUUGACUAAGUAUGAAGGAGACGACGUGUCCAUCCAGUGCAGACAUCAUGAUGGAGAUCAGAAAAGCUUCUGCAAAGCACAUGAAGCCUCCACGUGUGUGAAGGAUGGAGAUUCAUUGGAGACCAUCAGAGAUGCUCGAUUCUCUAUCAGUGAUGAAGCAUCUGCUGGAGUCUUUACUGUCAACAUCACUGAUCUGAGAGCAGACGACUCUGGAGUUUACUGGUGUGGAGCUCACGUCAUCACUAAAGUCAACCUCAGGGUUAAAAUGGAUGCUUCAGAAAGAACUUCAUCAUCAUCACCAUCAUCCUCAUCUUCAUCAUCGAUUGAAUCUCCACUGCAGAGAAUGUGUGUCAGGAAAUAAUUCAUAUUAAAUGAGUCUGGGAUGUCCAUUUAUUUAGGGCCCAAAACAGACACUGCCCUUUAUGUGAAUAGAGCUUAUACUGUUUAUUAAACCUACAACGACUGGCGUAUCAGAGGAAAAGUUUCCUUAUGGUCCUCAGCUUGAGUACCAACCAGACUUACUAGAAGGCAUUCCAGCUAUAUAUACACUCCACCAGCUGUCCACCCGGACUACACAUCCCAUCAUACUCUGUGCCAAUUCAGACUCUGAUUACCUGCUACAGCUGAUUUCAAUCUGGACACCAACAUAUGCACAGAAGCAGAUCAUUUACACUGAUAUCCUUCACUACAUAAACGCCAUUCACAUACACACUAUUGCAUAUUCAAAAUACUUAAUUUUGUCUGAUUUGUAGGCUGUUUUCCUUAUCAUAGGGACCAAAAAAUGUCCAAAUUUACUGGUAUUGCUAUACUUGAGGGGACAUUUGGCUUACAAUGUAAACACAGAGAC